UUUAUAAGACAACAUGAACACAACCGCUCUUGGCAUCGGCUUACUCAUUCACCGAGAAAGUCCAUGAGGGUCGGAUACAGCACAAAACUAAGCUCAAUAGUACCUGGUAUCACUCUUCAAAACUUACCAAUCGGGACCUAAUGACGUCGCAAUCCGGAGGGAAUAUUGAUCAUCUCGACCGGAUUCCGGGACCAUUAGUCUAGCCUCAUGUUCAACUUCGAAUCAAAAACCAUUGCGUCGGUCUAAACUCCUGAAAGGAAGGCUGUAAUUGGAAAAUAUCGAUGAAAAUCUGCCACGGAAAGGUGUUACUAAUCUUGGCAUCGGCCUCUCUAGAAAUGCGACACCCAACAACUUACAUCAAAAUCUGGCAUGCUUCGUAUACUAUUUUUACAUUAUCCCAUUCGCUUUCUAAACCGAAAAGCCAUAAUAGAGUCCAGGGAUUCGACGACAGAAUAAGUCUGCGUUUCGAUAGUUUGUCCUUGGAGCGCCACCUCGGAAUGUCGGUCGAGACUCUACAGAUCAUCAUUUCCUGUCACUAUCUCUCACCGCCAACACCAUCGUCGGACAGAAAUCCUACUAAUGCGAAGUCUCGGCUGUACGACACACGAAGGAUCCCCAAAAUUAAAGCGAAUAGGCGAUUCCCACAUACUUCAUCGAGAGCCUCGACGAUCUGCGUCGUCAUCCGACCAUUAUCAUGUUGGCCUAGUAGUCAGAUUCUUAUUAUAUGCAUGGUAAUUAUUUCGAGUCUGACGAACAAUCUGCGCGCUACUAAAUGCCGACACAUUAUACCGAGCUAUCAACUCGACCUUUAUGGUCGUGUAGCAAUAGAUCCACUGUCCCCUGUUUUCAUCUUACUCAACAAGAACGUAUUUCCUAAUCAAGAAAUCUACUUAACCUUCCUUGCUCUAGAGUCUGAUGGCAAACAUCUAUGAACGACACGAAUCUCCUUAGAUGUUCGCCAUCAUACGGUAAUACGAUGCGAACGACUUUUGUUUUCUAACGUGACACAAUAUCCUGUGAUGGCUCGCCUAAGUACGUCAAGUUAUUGGACGGACACCACUCAUCCCUGUUAAACCCGAUCUUCACCUUCUUCGGCCGACUCAUACUCCAUUAUUCGCUGCUCUUGUUACAGGUGCAUAGAGAUGGACUGAAGGAUGUGCUAGCUCAUCGAUUCUAGCCGUCGACUUUCGAAAAUUUUACACGCUAACCUUCAUACCUUACACCGCAGGAGUAAGUCAUU
This is a messenger RNA of Hypoxylon trugodes, 1240 nucleotides long. RefSeq lists its product as uncharacterized. The record is from RefSeq and is a predicted model, not a curated record. Bases 282 to 932 code for a protein of 216 amino acids. Lineage: Eukaryota; Fungi; Ascomycota; Sordariomycetes; Xylariales; Hypoxylaceae. The transcript is spliced from 3 exons.